Messenger RNA from Candidozyma duobushaemuli, 996 nucleotides. It is a transcript of the gene ERV29, whose product is annotated as Erv29p. The record is from RefSeq and is a predicted model, not a curated record. The transcript has a single exon. Lineage: Eukaryota; Fungi; Ascomycota; Pichiomycetes; Serinales; Metschnikowiaceae. Gene Ontology annotation, cellular component: membrane; endoplasmic reticulum; endoplasmic reticulum-Golgi intermediate compartment. Gene Ontology annotation, biological process: Golgi organization. The coding region runs from base 1 to 996 and encodes 331 amino acids.
AUGUCAUACAGAGGGCAAAAUCAGUUCAACAACCAGUUCAACGCUGGUCAAUUCCAGCCCAACCAGUUUAGUCAUGGCCAGUUCCAGCCAAAUCAGUUUCAAGGAAAUCAAUUCCAGUCCUCCGGCGGAAGACAAUCGGUCAACAUUGGCCCAGUGCCCUCCCAGCAGUCUCCUUUGGCCAAAGCCGAGGAGUUCCUUAAAAAGGUCGAAGACUUUUACGACAAGAUCUUGAGCCCUUACAAGGGCUACAUCCCAGCCAUAGGGCGUCUUUUCAUUGUCGCCACGUUCUAUGAGGACGCCGUGAGAAUCUUCUUCCAAUGGUCCGAGCAGGUCUAUUAUUUGCAUGUCUACAGAAAGUUCUGGAAGUGGCUCACUGUUCUGUUCCUUUUCUUGAACAUCAUCUUGAUGUUGGCUGCUUCAACGCUCUUGGUCUUCAGAAGACAUUCAAUGUAUGCUACCUGCGUACUUACCGGAGUGGUUGUUUUCCAGGGUUACUUUUACGGUUUGAUCAGCGACAGCCAGUUCUUGUUGAGAAACUUAUCUGUCGUGGGUGGCUUGAUCUUGGCCUUCUCUGAUUCCCUAGUUAGGGAUAAGAGGUCCUUGAGCAUGCCGGGCUUGCCAAUGCUUAACAACAAGGACGAGAAGAAGUACUUUUUGUUGGCAGGCAGAUUGUUGUUGAUCUUUUUGUUCUUGGGAUUCGUCUUUUCCGCAAACUGGUCCUUUGCUAGAGUGUUGAUCAUCCUUGUGGGACUUGUUGCUUGCGCAUCCAUUGUUGUUGGUUACAAGACCAAGAUUGCCGCUGGAGUGAUGACUGUUCUUCUCUUCACUUAUAACGUCUUUGUCAACCAGUUCUGGAGAUACUCCUCGAUGAAUGCCAACCGUGAUUUCUUGAAGUACGAAUUUUUCCAGACCUUGUCCAUUGUUGGAGGUCUUUUAAUCAUUGUCAACGCUGGCGCCGGUGAGUUGUCCAUUGACGAGAAGAAAAAGAUUUACUAA